AUGAAGAACCAAGAGCUUUAUAACUUGUUCAAGAACUCCAAGUUAGCUCAGGUUGCUACACCUUUACAUAAAACUUUGAGAGGACGUGACAAUGUACCAAGUCAUCAAAUAAUCUACACGCCAAAAUCUAGUGCUAUUAGAUCAAACUUCGGUAUCAAGACAGCGUUGCCUAAACAGAUUGGAUUUUCUCAUAUUGUGUAUAAUGACAUCGAUAACCCUAAAAAUAUGCCAGAUGUUGAAAGUUAUUCGGGUCCAUUAUAUAAUAGAUUGAAAUUCCAAGAAACGGGAGUUGCAGUGAAAAACUAUUUUAACGAGAACAAUCCAUUAUUUCCAAGCAAGACUACCAAAUCUACUGAUACAUCUACCUCUCAGUUAGACAGUGUCUUAUCUAAGUUCAAUUUAACUAACAAUGCUACUGGAGCAGAUGUUAAAAGAUUACUUCAAAAGAAUCCAGAUUUAUAUAAGAAAUUUCAAGCAUGGUUAGUCAAGAAUAGCCCAGAAUCGGUUAUGUCAAACAUACCAUCCAAGAUUGUUAAGUUAUUGAAAGAAUUUUUAGCUACAACAUCGGAUAUUAAAAAGCAGGAACUCGGUUUGAUAGAUUUAUCAAAGAAGGAAGGUAGAUCUACUAACAGGGCACCAACCAACAAGAUUCAAGGCACAGGAGGAUUUUCAUAUACCCAAAAAGGUAGAUUAGCUAAUUCUCCAAAUGGUAUCAGACAUGGUUCGAUAGCACCUGGUAGAAUGGUUGGCGAUAGAGAAGCAGCCAUUGGUGGAUUCAUCGCUAGUGUUAAUGACCGUACAACCUUAUUGCAAAACAACUACUCUAAGAAUUACCCUGGUAAACAUCCAAGACAAUUUGUAAUGCCAUUUAAGAUCAAUGAAGCCGAAAUUACCGAAAAUGGUAGAGUUAAGGUAUAUGCUGAUGGUAUUAAGGUUGGUUCCUGGAUGCAAAGAACCAACAACAAUAAUGAAUUUAUUGAUAGAUCUAACUAUGAGGCUUCCAAUCCAAAUUUCGGCAGUGCCUCUGAAAGAAACAGUAAAGAUAACAUUCCAUUGGAAAGCUUAUUAAAUUUAAUAGGAAAUUCUAAGAAAUAG
This is a messenger RNA of Debaryomyces hansenii CBS767, 1095 nucleotides long. RefSeq names its product mitochondrial 37S ribosomal protein bS1m. Gene Ontology annotation, biological process: mitochondrial translational initiation. Bases 1 to 1095 code for a protein of 364 amino acids. Gene Ontology annotation, molecular function: structural constituent of ribosome. The record is from RefSeq and is a predicted model, not a curated record. Gene Ontology annotation, cellular component: mitochondrial small ribosomal subunit. The transcript has a single exon. Lineage: Eukaryota; Fungi; Ascomycota; Pichiomycetes; Serinales; Debaryomycetaceae.